This is a messenger RNA of Cygnus atratus (black swan), 1184 nucleotides long. RefSeq names its product CLIP-associating protein 1-like. The record is from RefSeq and is a predicted model, not a curated record. NCBI's taxonomy places the organism in Eukaryota, Metazoa, Chordata, Aves, Anseriformes, Anatidae. The transcript has 3 exons. The coding region runs from base 278 to 613 and encodes 111 amino acids.
CUCCGCCCAGUGUUGCGUCCCGCAACUUGACCGGGACGGCGGGGGCGGUUCUGCGCGGCUCGGCUCGGCUCGGCCUGGCCUGCGGGGAGAGGGGGACGGCCGUUGGCACGGAGCUCCCCUGCGGUGGGGACCGGGGGCUGACGAGGCUGCCGGGGUCCGAGGGGAUGCGAGCUGCGGGCCGGCCCCGCCGCGGCGUGGCGCGGGGGGGGCUGGGCCGGGCCCCGCGGCGCUGAGGAGCUGGAGUCCCACCCGUCUCGCCGGCGCGGAUCCGCCCGGGAUGGAUCAUUUCUGUCAGCAGGUGCAGCAGAAGGACGUGGGCCGCAGGCUGCAGGUCGGGCAGGAGCUGCUAGAGUACCUGAGCGACCCCGCGGCGUCCCCGGACGUGGAGCAGGACCCGCAGCGGCUCGACAGAGUGAUCGACGAGCUGGCGGCAUGGGUCAACUCUAGCAACUUCAAGUCCGAGAGUCUGAAGAAAGGCAGAGCCAUAGAAAUAAACAUUAGUUGCAAUGUCUCCCACUCACUCCCAUGGACUAAUUCCUUCCCUUCCUCCCAUAUGUCUGUUCACAAAGGCAUGCUCACUGACAAAGCUGUCCACCCCACUGACAGGGUGUGACGGAUGUACCCAACUCCUCAACACAACUAGUGGUCGUUUGGUUCAGUCUCUGAAGGAAGUAGAUGCCUAGACCCUGACUGGGCCAUUCACUUCUUUAAUUCCAACCUGUUCAUCAAAACACCCCCAUAGGAAGAGGUGACAUGGUGUGCUUUGAUGUUCAGGAGCUCGGAAAGCAGAACAUCGAUCACGCAAUUAACACAGGAAUAGCAGGAGUGUUAAAACCAAGACCAGUUUGUCAAGGAGCAACGGCAACUGUAUGCACAAGGAGUCUUAUGCUUACUUUCUCCAUCCUUUGUAAUCUGACUACCAGCAAGUCACCCUAUUCCAUAAACAUGAUGGCCUGAGUGAGCUUAUUUACUAAGCAGCAGGCUGCACAGCAGUGAUCUCCCCUGGAGCUGGGAUGCCUCUCACAAAUACUCCUCAAGGUCGAGACCCCUUAUCAACUACACAUCUUUGGUAAGCAACUGACACUGUGCAUAACUCGUACCACUGGAAAUAAGAUCACAUAUUGGUAAUUUGGAUGUUAAGCCUCACUUUUACAACAUUUUACUUCAAUAAACCAUUUUUGCUA